AUGAAGCUGUGGCUGCCAGGAGAACAGGUCACACCGCUGUGGCUGCUGCUGUCGCUCUGUGCCUUGCAGACCCCCGCGGGGAGCACUGAGGUUGCUCUCAAAGUUGACCUUGACUUGACACCAGAUUCUUUCGAUGAUCAAUACCAAGGCUGUAGCAAGCAGGUCUUGGAGGAGCUAAGCCAAGGAGACUACUUCGUGGAGGAAAUAGGCAGUCAUAAGUAUUACUCCAGAGCCUGGCAAAAAGCCCACUUAACCUGGUUGAGCCAAGAGGAAACCCUCCCCGAGAGCAUGACCACCACACAUGCUGUGGCCAUCUUGGUCUACACGUUGAAUCACAAUGUGAGCUCUGACUUUGCCACAGCCAUGGCCAAGGCUGUGGGGUCUCCCGGGCAGUACCAACAGUCAUUCCACUUCAAGUAUUUGCAUUACUUCCUCACCUCCGCCGUCCAGCUGCUGAGGGAAGAGAGAGCCACGAAGAACAGUGACCUGUGCUAUGACGUGCAUCACGGGAUGAAGAACGUGAAGUUUGAAGUCCAUGUGGGUGCCACCAUUCGGUUUGGCCAGUUCCUCUCUGCCUCCCUGCUGAGGGAGGAGACCCAGGAGUCUGGAAACCAGACACUGUUUACUAUUGCUACGUGCCUGGGUGCCUCUUUGCAAGGCUUCUCUUUCCGGAAGGAAGUCUUGAUCCCCCCCUAUGAGGUAUUUGAAGUCGUAAGUAAGAGCCGCAACCCCAAAGGAGAGUCGAUAAACUUGCGGUCUGUUGGGAACCUGAGCACAUACAACUGCCAGUUGUUAAAAGCUUCCAGCAGGAGAGGCACCCCUGAUCUAAUGGUGAUUGCUUGCCUCUGUUUGGUCAGCGUUGUUAUUUCUUCCAUAGACAGAGAGCAAAGGAAUCCACCGGCUUCUUUUUAAAGGAACUAUUUAAACUUUUUGCUCAUCUUUUGGUUAUCAGAAUCUGAGAUCCACACUUCCCACCACACCACAGAGGACACCGGAGACAGAAGUUGGUGGAAGAAAAUAAGUUUAUUCAAAACCAGCCCUAAUUAAGGCAGAAGACACUGUCUCAAAUCCCUACUAAAAGGGAUCUAUAUUGGCUACUUCCUUGUCGCUGU
Microtus ochrogaster (prairie vole) is the source of this 1112-nucleotide messenger RNA. It is a transcript of the gene Art4, whose product is annotated as ADP-ribosyltransferase 4 (inactive) (Dombrock blood group). Gene Ontology annotation, molecular function: NAD+ poly-ADP-ribosyltransferase activity; NAD+-protein-arginine ADP-ribosyltransferase activity. Lineage: Eukaryota; Metazoa; Chordata; Mammalia; Rodentia; Cricetidae. The record is from RefSeq and is a predicted model, not a curated record.